AAUAUUUAUUUCUUUUCUAAUCUUAAUACUUUAUUUUCGUAUUAAACUAUCUCAUUAUAUGAAAUGAAAGUUCAUUCGUUUACGUACUUGCACAUGUCAUUUCAGUUAGGUUAUAUGUAUGAUACAAAAAAGUUUUAUCAAAUGAAUACAUUGGUCCAUGUGAUAAUUGCGAUAAAUUCAGAUAAUCAGUUUUAUCGGUUGCAGUCGUUUAUAUGAAUAGUAUCUUUCAUGUUUUUCCAUUAAAAAGUACAGUUUCUACGUGACAGGCAUUACUUACAUAACCCCGAUAAAGACGUUCUUGUCUUAAAAAUUUUAAAUAGUGACUAAUUAAAUCGAAGAGAAAUGUCUCCAAAAAUUGUUGUUGUUGGUUCAUGCAUGAUUGAUUUCACUUGCUUUUCUCCCCGUUUACCAAAACCUGGUGAAACAUUAAUUGGUACUAAAUAUGAGAUAAAGUAUGGUGGUAAAGGUGCUAAUCAAUGUAUAGCAGCUGCUAAGCUUGGUGCCGCAACAGCAAUUGUUGCUUCUUUAGGUUCUGAUACUUAUGCCCAAGAGUACUUAAAAAUAUUUAAAGAAGAAAAUAUAGAUGUUUCUCACGUUCAAAUACAACCAAACCAACACAGUGGAAUAGCACAUAUUACAGUUACCGAGAAUGGCGAAAACAGUAUAGUAAUCGUAUUAGGAUCGAACGCGUUGAUGAGUUCCAACUUUGUGGACUCCGCGACCAACAUGAUCAAGAAUGCUUCUAUUUUAUUAUGCCAAUUUGAGGUACCUCAGGAAAUUACUCUACACGCUUUAAAGAUUCACAAAGGCCAUGGUUUGUCCAUUGUGAAUGGGGCACCCGCUGCGGAAAAUGUCCAUCCAGAUUUAUGGAAACUCUGUGACAUAUUUUGCGUCAACGAGAUAGAGGCGGAAUUUAUGAGUGGAGUGCAGCUUCAGGGACCAUCAAGUAUACAGCAGGCUGUUGAAAAAUUCUUGGAUAAGGGUUGCAACAUAGUGAUUAUUACUCUUGGAGAACAGGGAGCGGUGUAUGCGUCUCAAAGCGAUAGAGUAAUUAAAAAAGUUUGUACUAGUCACGUUCAGCCUGUAGAUACAACGGGAGCUGGAGAUGCAUUUCUAGGCGCUCUUGCAUAUUUUAAAGCUUAUCACCCAGCGCUUUCGAUGGACGAAUGCAUCCGAAGAGCUUGCGUCGUUGCCACGGAUUCCGUGUUGAAAUUCGGUACACACGCGAGUUUUCCGAACAGGAGCAGCCUGUCGCCGGAUCUGUUCGCUUGAAUUAAUAAAAAUGUUGUACAUUCUAUACAAACGACACAUCCUCCCGACAUCUGUUCCUUCUUUUAUUGUUAUUUUAUGUCGUUGUUCUUCUUGCUUCUUAUCUAACUUUGUCAUGUUUUGAUAAUAAUAAAGUAUUGUUAAAAAAGUAAAAUAAAAAUGAGCGAUGAUUGUUUAU
Bombus impatiens (common eastern bumble bee) is the source of this 1447-nucleotide messenger RNA. Its product is annotated as ribokinase. Gene Ontology annotation, molecular function: ribokinase activity. Lineage: Eukaryota; Metazoa; Arthropoda; Insecta; Hymenoptera; Apidae. The transcript has 7 exons. Gene Ontology annotation, biological process: D-ribose metabolic process. Bases 343 to 1272 code for a protein of 309 amino acids. The record is from RefSeq and is a predicted model, not a curated record.